AUGCACCGUAUUAACUCGUGGGCGAAAGCUCACGCAUCUUCUCGCGGUCCUCAACCUCAACAAGAUCCCGUUGCCCAAUCCACCCCGGCAACAGCUAUAAAUCAAAAACCCGAACCCUCGCACGAUGUACAAGUGAAUUCCUCUCCCGAGGCCUCGUCCGCCACUACCAUCGGAUCGGGGCCAGAUGAUGAAAACAAACAUAAUGCCAAACCACCCAUGCUCGUGCGCAUGCGCAAUGGCAGCGGUCGGUUCUACACCCAUACCAAGGAUGCGCUCUUACACAGCUGGGUUAAUGUCCUCUUGGUCUUUGUCCCACUCGGUAUCGCCGUUAAGGCUGCUGGUCUAAACCCGAACAUUGUAUUUGCAAUGAACGCGGUCGCGAUUAUUCCUUUGGCGGGACUUUUGAGUCAUGCGACAGAAAGCGUGGCCAGUCGCCUUGGUGAUACCAUUGGCGCGUUGAUCAACGUUACCUUCGGUAAUGCUGUUGAGUUGAUCAUUUUCAUUAUUGCACUGGUUAAGAAUGAAAUUCGGAUCGUGCAGGCUUCUCUGCUAGGUUCAAUCCUGGCUAAUCUGUUGUUGAUUCUGGGUAUGGCGUUCCUGUUGGGAGGUCUUCGGUUCCAGGAACAGAUCUACAAUAGCACUGUUACGCAGAUGAGCGCUUGUCUGCUCAGUUUGAGUGUGACUAGUCUUUUGCUUCCGACGGCUUUCCAUGCUUCCUUCUCGGAUACUAAGGAUGCUGAUUCCCAGACCUUGAAGGUUAGCCGUGGUACAAGUGUUGUGCUUUUGCUGGUGUACAUCUUGUACAUUAUCUUUCAGCUUAAGUCGCAUUCGUACCUGUACGCUAGUAUUCCUCAGCGCAUCAUUGACGAGGAAUCGCACCCUGGUGUUCUUGCUGAGUUCCUGAACAGCUCUUCGGAUUCUUCUUCUAGCUCUAGCGACGACUCCGUCGAUACUACUACCUCCUGGACUACCGCGAAGCGCAUCAAGCGCGCUAUGAAGCACCGCAGACACCGAAAGUCCAGUACAAGCUCCAAGGGCACGGCUCGCUCAGUCCGCAAGAAUGUCAUGGUCAACGAGAACCAGAGUUCCCUCGGAAACUCAAUCGCAAGCAACAAUGACAGCAACUCGUGUGCUAUCGACUUUGAAGAGGUCCGCUACGACGCAGAUGAUGACGCCAAUCCCCGUUCUCGCGAUUUCGGCGUGGAUGUGAACCGCGUCGAAAGCCCUCAUCCCAGUGACAAGGAGCGCAAGAAGGAGCGCAGGAAGCGUCGUUCCAAGCGCGCGGAGAAGGCCCAAGCCAAGAACGAAGCUCAGAAUGAAGCUAAGAACGAAGCCUCAAGCUCGAACGGUGCAGCAGUGCAGGAGAAGUCAAAACCUUCCAUGAAGGGCUUUGCAUCCGCACCUAACUUUGCAGGCAUGGAAGGCGCCGGAGAGAAUGACAUUGCUAAAAAGCGCUCGCCUUUUGGUCCCAUCCCUUCUUUGCUUUCGAACACUGUCUUCAGCUCGCAAUCUCCGAGCAACUCGCCUCGCAUUGGUGACUCGCGCCCAGCCAUUCAGCGUAGUAACUCUUUGCCUGCCCAUAUGAAUGCUCACAUGAACGCGCCUCCCGCAGGUAACCCUGUACAAUUUGUGCGUGGUGUCGCUCGUAUGCCUACAGCUGUUGAUCCCGUCACUGCGGAUGUUACCCAAGAACCAGAAGCUGCGAUGUCUCGCACCGCCGCUGUCGUUCUACUUCUGAUCUCCACCGCUCUUGUUGCCGUCUGUGCUGAGUUCCUGGUCGAUGCUAUUCCCGACAUGCUUGCCACCUCUAAUGUCAGCGAGGCUUUCAUCGGAUUGAUCAUCUUGCCUAUCGUCGGUAAUGCUGCUGAGCACGUUACCGCCGUCAGUGUCGCGACGAAGAAUAAAAUGGAUCUUGCCAUCGGUGUAUCCGUUGGUAGUAGUAUUCAGAUUGCUAUCUUCGUUACUCCCCUUGUCGUUAUCCUGGGCUGGUGUAUGGACAAAGAUAUGUCCUUGUACUUUACUCUGUUCGAGACUGUCUGUUUAUUUGUGACUGCGUUUGUGGUCAACUUUUUGGUCCUGGAUGGACGUAGUAAUUAUCUCGAGGGUGCGCUGCUUAUAGCAGCAUAUGUUAUUAUUGCUCUUGCAUCCUUCUUUUACCCUGGCAGCGGUGAGGCAAGUAACCUAGCCGGCUCCGAUUAA
Molecule: messenger RNA, 2199 nt
Organism: Penicillium angulare
Lineage: Eukaryota; Fungi; Ascomycota; Eurotiomycetes; Eurotiales; Aspergillaceae
Exons: 3
Coding region: 1-2199 (732 amino acids)
Biological process (GO): calcium ion transmembrane transport; intracellular calcium ion homeostasis
Cellular component (GO): fungal-type vacuole membrane
Molecular function (GO): calcium:proton antiporter activity
Source: RefSeq, a predicted model, not a curated record